AUCUAUAACUGGCUUUAGCAUGCUUCUACGGUAUUUUCCGCAUACAAGGACAUGGUGGGCAUAUGUUUUGGUGCUUGAAUAUCCCGAGGGAAAGGAAGGGAAAUUCGCUCGAGCACGCUAACAUAUCCCCACUAUCAAACUUUAGUUGAUCUCCAAGUCCAUAUCCCAUCAGAACUCGGUAACUAUCGAAAACUGCUUUGCCCGAUACCCUUCACUAAAAUAUUCUAUCAUUUGAGGUGAUUGAAUAACAUAUUCCGUCAAAAGUUGUUUUGAGCUUCGUCAUCGUAUGCUUCGUCCCAAAGAGGAAGGAUUGCCAAAUGCGCUCUAUAUUGAUACCUGAUGAGGCGACUGAAACUAUGCCCUGCGAUAGGAUAUACCCCGAAUUUUAAGUUUAGCGGGAUAGAUUGCAUGUUGAGCAUACCUAGAUCGCCGUUCAAUAUCCUUAUGCACUCUAGUGUCUGCCCAGUGGCUCGGUUUGCUAUGCUUACACUUAUCCCACACUGCCUACCCUUCACCUUUUGACCUAUUUCUUCCUAUACUGAUCUACGCGUUGAACAAUGAAGAAGAUUGAAGAUUGAGACACAUGGCGAACAGAAACUUCUAUAUGUAAGACCUAUCCUGGUUCAGAAACGGUGGUCAUCGACGUUAUUCGAAGUCAACAUGAGAGUAUUUUCUUGGUUAUUCUUAUGGUGUGCUGUGCUGCCAGUCAGCAUCAUCGCUGAGGCACUAUCAUUGACUGAUGCCGUUGAAGCUCUUCCUAAGUGUGCUGUAAGGUGUGGAUAUUCUUGAAUCUUCUCACGUUUUCUGACAAUAAAUUAGGCCACUUGUCUCACCACAGCUCUGGCAAACUCUACCUGCUCUCCUACCGAUCAACAAUGUAUUUGUACAAACGCGCCACUGAACACAGAACUUAAUGUCUGUGUAAUGGUGCAUUGUACCGUUAAAGAAGCACUUAGUAAGUCAAAUCCGUAUAUCAUAUCAACGUCAAUUCUAAUUGUUCUAGCUACUCAGAACGUAACUUCUGUCGCUUGCAACGCACCUUACAGGGACAAAGGGAAUUUCUAUACCUGGAUCUCCAACUCAUUCGUUAUUGUUUCUUGGGUGGCAUAUCUUUUAAGAAUUACAUCGAGGUUCAUUUCUGACACUAACUUUUGGUGGGAUGAUUAUAUGGCAACUGCUGUUAUGGUCAGUAGGCUUUUCCUGGAUCACGGACAUUACUGAUUCAAUUAUAGAUUAUCGGUAUACCAAGUUCCGUCAUUAACGUUCAAGGUCGUGAGUUUCCUGUAGUCUAAGAUUCUAUCCUGUACAUAUACUCAUCAAAUGGCAGUUAGUGCCCAUGGAUUGGGAAAAGAUAUAUGGACUUUAAGCUUCAAGGAUAUCAGCGACAUGAUUCGUGUAAGUACCAUCAUGACCUAUAAUCAUAGCCCAUAAACAUUCGAAACUGACCAUUUACAGUUCUUCUACGCAUCCGAGAUCCUGUACUUUGCACAAGUUAGCUUUGUAAAGAUUUCCAUCCUUCUCUUCUUCCUCCGGCUCUUCCCUGAACGCAAGAUCCGCGUAGCAAUCUGGUGUACCAUCAUUUUAAAUGGCGUAAUACUCGUAUUAUUUGACCUGCUUGCCGUCUUUCAGUGUCGUCCAAUAAGUUUUUACUGGAAGAGGUGGGAUAAUGAACAUGUCGGGACAUGUCUCAAUAUCAAUAUCCUGGCAUUUAGUAGUGCUGGUCAAAGUAUUGUUCUGGACAUCUGGAUGUUGAUACUGCCACUAACUCAACUAUACGAUCUUAACCUACAUUGGAAAAAGAAGGUUGGAGUGGGAGCCAUGUUAGGUAUUGGUAUUCUGUAAGGCUUUACUCUUUCCUUAUACACUAUCAUGCUAACCCUCUCAUCAGUAUCACUAUAGUCAGCGUCCUCCGUCUCAAAUCCUUAGUACAUUUCGCCAAUACACAAAACCCAACAUGUCAGUUCACCAAUUCCCCCGUCAUCAAACUCCACACUAAUCUAUACAUAUGAAGGGGACUACCUCGAAGUAGGUUACUGGUCCACAAUCGAAAUCUGCGUCGGCAUAAUCUGCUCCAGCAUGCCUGCCCUCCGUCUCCUCCUCGUAAGAAUAUUCCCCCGUUUCGCAAGCACAACGCACAACUCGAGCAACCACUCGAAAACGCACGGCAACGAUCCCAGCAAAAGACGCUCUAGCAUCCCCAAAAUCCAAUUCAGAAACGCGUAUAGGAGGGAGACUUUACAUUCUGGAGGCGCCGGAGGGCCCGGUAUAACGAUGAAGAAAACUUUCGAGGUGGUGUCGAAUCAGCGGGGUGGAGGAAGAGGAGGAUUUGAUGCGGAAAUGGGAGAAGAGGAUGGGACGGAAUUGGUUCAUCGGCCUGGAACGAAGGAUUCGGAACAAAGGGUUAGUUUUGAAUAUUUGGGGAGUCAUUUAUCAUCGCCUUUGGAUGGGAAGGGUUCGCAGGGGAGUGUGGAUGAUGAGGGGGAGUUGGGAAGUCCGAGGAAUAGGGGUUGGGUUUGAUGGUUUGAAUUAUAGAUGUAUAGAUGUGUAUAUAUUUUUGACUUUGUAUUUAUGAAUGAAUGAAUGAAUGAAUGGAUGGGUGGAUGGGU
Messenger RNA from Sclerotinia trifoliorum, 2606 nucleotides. The record is from the annotation of a GenBank genome assembly. NCBI's taxonomy places the organism in Eukaryota, Fungi, Ascomycota, Leotiomycetes, Helotiales, Sclerotiniaceae.